CCUGACUCCUAGUCUGUUUAUGUGUGUGAGUGUGUGUGCGCGGGGUAAAAUUAGACACUGAAGAAAGUUAAAGCGAUUACAUUUCAAUCCUAAAUGAAGAAUCUGACAAGCAGCUGGGGGAAGAGCAACAGAGAGAGCCGAGACCGUGAGAGAGUGAGCGACCAAGAACCGGACAGAACCAGGAACCACAGCACGAUGUACUUCCAGAUGUGUCCUCACCUCCUCUGCUUCCUGCUGCUGCUCUGCGUUCCUGCGACACACUCCGCUAAGUGUCCUGAUAAGUGUGUGUGUGACCAGAUCCAGCUCACUGUGACCUGCAGCAACAAGAACCUCACACACAUUCCUCCUACUUUGGACGAGAUCACAGUGAAAUUGGAUCUGCGUGGUAACGACAUCCAGGAGCUUCCCUCCGGCGCAUUCAAACACACACCUUACCUCACACACCUGUCGCUGCAGCGCUGUAAUGUCCGCAGGGUGAAGGAGGGAGCUUUCCGCGGCCUCGGACGCCUCGUCUUCCUCAACCUGGCCAACAACAACAUCGACAUCCUCUACCAGGAGUCGUUUGACGGCCUGUCCUCGCUGAAGCAGCUCCUGAUCGAUCGUAACCGGGUGGAGGAGAUUCAGCCUGGAGCUUUCUCUCAGCUCGGCUUCCUCAACCUGCUCUCCCUCACACACAACCAGCUGGUGUACAUCCCCAACAUGGCCUUCCAGGGCUUGCAGAACAUCAAAUGGCUUCGUCUGAGUCACAACUCUUUAAAUUACCUGGACACGGAGGCUUUAGCCGGGCUGUUCACACUCACACGUCUCAGUCUGGACCACAACGAGCUGCAGUUCUUCCCCACAGAGCCUAUGACCAGACUUCCAGAGGUGACCCGUCUUGACCUGAGCUACAACCCGAUGACAUACCUGGGAGAGGAGGUGGUUUCCAUGUCCAAACUGACACACCUUUUCAUGGAUCACAUGGCCCUGCAGGACCUGGACCACACGGCCGUGUCCAAAUCCACCAAACUGGUGCACCUGGACCUCAGUUAUAACCAGCUUCGAGUCCUGCAGCCUUUCUCAGAGGGAACGUCUUCGCUUGCUCGCCUCAACCUGGCCGGGAAUCCUCUCUCCUGCAACUGCUACCUGCGUCCUCUCAGGGAAUGGUCGAUCCGUAACAAGGUGAAGCUGAUGGGCACCUGUGGAGGCCCGGACCACCUGUCGGGGGAGAACCUGGAGGCCGUCUACCCUCCAGAGCUCCGCUGCCAGAGCCAGGAGGCCAUGCUGAAGGCUGAGUUCGAAGAGGCUAGGCGGAUCACACCUCCACCCACAGAGGCGCCGGCGAACAAGGUCAAGUGUCCUGCAAACUGUGUCUGCGAGGCUGAUACACACCACUCCUCGUGUGAGAAUCGCGCUCACACUAAAGUUCCUCGGGGUUUCUCUCCAGACACGAGGCUCCUGGACCUCCGUGGAAACCACUUCCAUUACAUCCCCGGCAGCAGCUUCCCUGGGGUGGCCCAGGUGGUGUCGCUCCACCUGCAGCGCUGCAAGAUCGUGGAGGUGGAGGACGGGGCCUUCAGCGGCAUGAAGGGCCUGAUCUACCUUUACUUGUCGGAGAACGACCUGUCCUCCCUCAGCCACAACGCCUUCAAAGGCCUCCCUCAGCUCACCUACCUCCACCUGGAGAAGAACCGCUUCACAGGUUUCCCCCGAGGAGCCUUCAGCCUGGUGCCCAGCCUGCUGGCUCUGCACCUGGAGAACAACUCCAUCACCAGGCUGGAGCCGGACGUCCUGUCGGGGGCCGAGGGCCUCCGGUCGCUCUACCUCACUGGGAACGCCAUCGGAAACAUGUCGCCUCGAGCUCUGGAUGGGGCCGGGGACCUGGACACGCUCCACCUGGGCGGCAACAAGCUGAAGGAAGUGCCCACCGAGGCGUUCAGCAAGGCAGGGAGUCUCCGGGACCUGAGGCUGUCCGGGAACGCCAUCCGCUGGGUGGGGCCCAACGCCUUCAGACCCCUGGAGAGAUCCCUGAAGGAGCUGUACCUGGAUAACAUGGGGCUGGAGAAGAUGUCGCAGAGCUCCCUGGCAGGUGUGGGUCCGGGGCUGAGGAGUCUCUUCUUGGAGGGGAACCAGCUGGAGGAGGUGCCGGACCUCCAGACCCUCUCCUCCCUGGAGGUCAUCAACCUGGCUGACAACCCUCUGAUGUGUGACUGCCCUCUGCUGCCGCUGCGCAUGUGGAUCGAGAAAGUCAACCUGAAGGUGCGAGCCACGUGUGCGAAUCCCCCCGAGCUGAGGGGUCGGCGGGUGAAGGACGUCCAAGUUUUCAGGGCCUGUCCCGGGGGAGAGAGCCUCCCCUCACCCCCCGCCGUCACCCCGAAGCCCGCCAAGGCCCCCAAAGCCACCAAACCCAAACCGAUGCACCUCAAAGGCCCGCGGCAGGUCAAGAUGCUCAAAGCCAAACCCAAAGCUCGUAAAGGAUCCAACACGAAGCCGACGGCGGCGAAGAAAACCACGAAGAGACGCAGCGCUGCCUGAGAGCUGCUUCUAAAAGACAACCAAGGAUUUAAUUCCUCUAGAAAUGUAACCUGCCAAGGGUUUUUAACAUCUCCAAUAUAUCAGAUUUCUAUUACACGGUUUCUGCAUCAGUUUCUCUUUUCAUCUCAUGGUGAUGCUUCAACACACCUGCUGUUCUAACACUCAUAAGAAGCAGCCUCAAGGUAAUAUGUGAUCCAUUCACCUGAGAGCUGCUUCUUUUCAAAACCAUGGAUUUGGUUCCUCUAGAAAUGUAACCUGCUAUAGGACAGUGUUCUAUCACACAACAAUGUAGAAACAACAUAUAUGUUAAAGUUGGACAAAAUGAAAUAUAUUUGCUCUUUUUGAACCAAUAACUCCUGCACUUUGUAAUCAAUUAGUACUUAUUGCAAUGUUGUUUAUAACAUGCACACAUUUUUUAUCAGACAUGGCCUGAGAGCUGCUUUUCUUAAAGUCUUUAAAAGACAAACCAUGGAUUUAUUCCUGUAGAAAUGUAACCUGCAGAGGCUUUUUCACACCUCCAGGACUUCUAUCCGACAGGUCCUGCAUUAUUUCCUCUGUCUUUAAAUCACAGGCAUAGAAACAACACAUAAUAACACAAUACGUUCACAUUAAGUAUGUACUACAAGCGACUUUUAUGAAUGAAGACAUCCAUUCUGGCCUCCCAUCAAGCCUCAAGAUGCUCAAAGCCAUACCUCGUAAAGGAUCGAACACGAAACCAGUGGUGAAGAGAACCACGAAAAGACUCAGUGCUGCUUUUUAAAAGACAACCCAUGGAUUUAAUCAUCUAGAAGUGUAACCUGCGGAGGCUUUUUCAUACCUCCUAUAGGGCAGACUCCUGUCAGACAGUUUCUGCAUUACUUAAAUCCUAAGUGUAGAAACGAAAACAUAAUGCAAGAACACACAUGGUAUAGUUGGACAUCAUGCAAUAUCUUUUCACGUGUUUAUCCGAUAACAUCUGCAUUUUGUAAUCAAUGACUUCACAUUGCAAUGUUUUAUCCAACAUGCACGAGUCUUUUAUCAGACAUGACCUGAAAAAGCUGCUUUUCUUAACCUGCAGAGGCCUUUUUAUAUACCUCUAUAGGGCAGACUUCCAUCAGACAGUUUCUGCAUUACUACAUGUUAUGGUCGGCCAAAAGGAUAUAUAUAUUUGUACUUUUUUCAGUCCAAUAACAGCUGCAUUUAGUCAUCAAUUACUACAUAUUCCAAUGUUGUUUAUAACAUGCAUGAGUCUUUUAUCAGACCUGACUCGAGAGCUGCUUUUUAUUUACGGUUCUAAAAGAGAAACCAUGGAUUUAAUUCCUUGGACGGCUCCAAUGUUUCAAAUUCCUAUCCCACGGCUUCUGCAGUUUUCUAAUAACAACUGUUGAAAAACAUCUGCAACAGCAUACCGUGAUAAAUAAACUAUUGAUCAGUUCACAUUUACACACGUAGAAAGGUUUUAAACAUAUUUAAGGCAAAAAUAAGUGAAUGAGACAUGUUCCAUAACCACUACCCACCUGCAGAAAGAACAGAACUACAGACGAGGAACAUUUUCUUUGGUAAUCAACUAUUCUAUAUUUACAACAGAAUGAAACACCUCUGUAUAUAAAACAGGACACAAAUAAACCAUUACAACAAACAAUAAGGACCCUCAGAGUCAUGUUUACAGGUUGGAAGUCACAUGUUGGAUGUUAUUGUGUAGUAAAAUGUGGAGGAAUGAGGUAGGUUUGGCGAAUCUGGUCCCUGUGAGCUACGUAAAGUCAUGUUUUUAACAUAUAUCGGGUCUGGCGACUGUCAAUUAACCUGCAUACUUUCUCAAUUCA
Eleginops maclovinus (Patagonian blennie) is the source of this 4316-nucleotide messenger RNA. RefSeq names its product chondroadherin-like b (gene chadlb). Gene Ontology annotation, cellular component: extracellular matrix. NCBI's taxonomy places the organism in Eukaryota, Metazoa, Chordata, Actinopteri, Perciformes, Eleginopidae. The coding region runs from base 94 to 2514 and encodes 806 amino acids. Gene Ontology annotation, molecular function: protein binding. The record is from RefSeq and is a predicted model, not a curated record. The transcript is spliced from 12 exons.